AUGAAGACAUCAUUUAUCUCCUUAGCUGCAAUUGUAUUAACUCAAUUGUUUCCUUCAGUAUCAGCUACUGCAUCUCCAGAUGAAUUAAAAAUUAAAAUUCUUAAACUGGUUGAAUGUAAACGUAAAACCAAAUCAGGAGAUUUCAUUAGUGUUCAUUAUUCUGGGAAAUUAGAAGAUGGUACUGAAUUUGAUAGUUCAUUUCUGAGAGGUACUCCAUUACCAUUUAAUUUAGGUAGUAAACAAGUGAUUACUUGUUGGGAUGAAGGAUUAUUAGAUAUGUGUAUUGGUGAAAAAAGAGAAUUAUGGUGUCAUCCAAAUGUAGCAUAUGGAAGUAAUGGAAUUGGUCCAAUCCCACCAAAUUCAGCAUUGAUAUUCACUGCUGAAUUAGUUGAUAUUGCUGGUGUUGAUAAAGAAGAAAAAGUCGAAAAAGAUGAAUUAUAA
Molecule: messenger RNA, 441 nt
Organism: Candida dubliniensis CD36
Lineage: Eukaryota; Fungi; Ascomycota; Pichiomycetes; Serinales; Debaryomycetaceae
Product: peptidylprolyl isomerase family protein
Exons: 2
Coding region: 1-441 (146 amino acids)
Biological process (GO): protein peptidyl-prolyl isomerization
Molecular function (GO): peptidyl-prolyl cis-trans isomerase activity
Source: RefSeq, a predicted model, not a curated record